This is a messenger RNA of Gymnodraco acuticeps, 7196 nucleotides long. It is a transcript of the gene cpeb4b, whose product is annotated as cytoplasmic polyadenylation element binding protein 4b. Gene Ontology annotation, cellular component: cytoplasm; synapse; nucleus. Gene Ontology annotation, molecular function: ribosome binding; mRNA regulatory element binding translation repressor activity; translation factor activity, RNA binding. Lineage: Eukaryota; Metazoa; Chordata; Actinopteri; Perciformes; Bathydraconidae. The record is from RefSeq and is a predicted model, not a curated record. The coding region runs from base 574 to 2838 and encodes 754 amino acids. The transcript is spliced from 11 exons. Gene Ontology annotation, biological process: negative regulation of cytoplasmic translation.
CCAGCCAAUCAGAUACCGAGGUGUGGCUCUGCGAGGGAGUGAUCACGGUGCAGAGGGGCGGGGCUAGAAGCGGAAGUGAGUCUCGGCUGAUCUCUCGCUGUCAUUCGGCCACGGUCGGUUUCAGGAGAGAGGGGCAGCCCAAAGAAGCAUACAGGAAUCAGGCUUGCUCCGUAAGAAAGACAGUUAGCGAGAAAAAUAUACAGCAAAUUAAGCGAACAAUGAAACCGAUCGUUUAAGGCUUGUGAAACAUCUGCGGCAGGGUAUAUCUCACUCAGUGACACGUUAACAAAGCUCUUUGACCACACAGUCCAGAUUAGAGGAUAGAGAGCUGUGUCAUUGAGCAGGCAGGACACGUCAGGAGAAGGGAGAAAAAAAGCUGACCGACUGCACUGUACGAGUCAGCUAUCAAAUCGUCUCUGAAAAGAUCUGCCUGACGCACUCAUUUUUCAAGGACACCACCUUUCGUUUUCGAACCGUAGGAAGGAUCUCGAAAGACAUCGCCGAGGUCGAAGCUGGUGAUCAGAAGGACCAAACGAUCACGGGAUAGCAUUUGUGUGUGGGGGGAGAAAACAAAUGGGGGAUUACGGGUUUGGUGUCCUAGUUCAAAACAACACUGGCAACAAGUCUGCAUUCCCGGUCCGAAUCCACCCGCAUCUGCAGCCCCCACACCACCACCAAAAUGUGUCGCAGAGCCCUGCUGCCUUCAUAAACAGCACCACAGCCGCAGGGAAUGGCACCACAGGAGGCUCUCCCUGGCUCUUCCCUGCCUCUGCCACCCACAACAGCGUGCAAGACGAAAUCCUGGGGGGCCAAGAGAAGCCCAAAGCACAGCAGCAACAGGAAAUGCAAGAAACGCAAGAAAAGCAGCAGCAGCAGUUGUCCCCUGGGAGUCACCAGGAGGUUGGAAAUGGUGGUGGGAUCAUUUCAGAACUGGAAAAAGCCCGGUCAGAGGAUGCCAAGACUGACAACGGCACGUCUGAAGGAAGUAACGGAAAGGAGAAGCAGCUGCGUCUUGAGUCACCUGUCUUGACAGGCUUUGAUUACCAGGAGACGUCUGGUCUUGGGGGAAAUGGCCAGGUCCAGUCCAGUACAACCUCCUCAUCACUUACCAGCUUCAAUAAUUGGUCAGCUGCCAUUCCACCGGCGCCAUCAACCAUCAUCAAUGAAGACGUCAGCUUCUUCAACCCGGCCUCUGCCAACAACGGGCCCCUGCUGUUCCAGAACUUCUCACACCAUGUCAGUCCAGGGUUUGGUGGGAACUUCUCCCCUCAAAUUGGACCAGCGGCAGCCUUGUCCCAGCACCACCCAGCUCCCCCACCACACCCCCACUUCCAACACCCUCAUAACCAACACCAGCAGCAUCGACGCUCCCCGGCCUCUCCACACCCUCCUCCGCCCUUUCCGCACAGGAAUCCGGCUUUCAGCCAGUUGCCGCAUUUGUCCAACAGCCUGAACAAGCCCCCGUCCCCUUGGGGUCCAGCCAGCUACCAGAGCCCCUCUCCCUCCCCUGGCUCCUCCACCUCCUGGAGUCCCGGAGGAGGCUAUGGGAGUGGUGGCGGUGGCUGGGGAGGGUCUCAGGGCAGAGAUUAUCGCAGAGGGCUGAAUGGCGGGAUGACCCCCAUCAACUCUAUCUCUCCACUGAAGAAGACCUUCCCAAACAACCAUGUGGCCUCCCAGAAGUACCCUCGCAACAGUCCCGCAGGCUUCAACCCCAAGUCCUGGAUGGAUGAAGGAGUCGGCCGCAGUGACAACAUCUUCCCCUUUCAGGAGCGCACCAGGUCAUUUGACAGCUUCAACAUGAACACGCUGGAGAGCUCCCUGAUCGACAUCAUGAGGGCCGAGCAGGACACCCUGAAAGGUCGUCUUGGUUUCCCCCAUCCAGGAGGAGACAACCCCUUGCCCCUCAAUGCCAGGAAUUAUAGCAGGAGACGAGGCCACUCCUCUCUCUUCCCCAUGGAGGAUGGUUUCCCUGACGAUGACCGUGGUGAUCAGGGUCUUGCAGGCCUGGGCUCCCCUCACUGUUUCCCUCACCAGAACGGAGAGCGUGUUGAACGCUACUCACGCAAGGUCUUUGUGGGAGGACUGCCCCCUGACAUAGAUGAAGACGAGAUAACUGCUAGUUUCCGGCGUUUUGGACACCUGUUUGUGGACUGGCCUCACAAAGCAGAGAGCAAAUCCUAUUUUCCACCCAAAGGCUACGCCUUCCUGCUGUUCCAGGAUGAGAGCUCCGUGCAGGCUUUGAUCGAUGCCUGCAUUGAAGAGGACGGCAAGCUUUACCUCUGUGUGUCCAGCCCCACCAUCAAAGACAAGCCGGUCCAAAUCCGCCCGUGGAACCUGAAUGACAGCGACUUUGUGAUGGACGGAUCUCAGCCUCUGGACCCGAGGAAAACCAUCUUUGUGGGAGGGGUCCCUCGUCCGCUCCGUGCAGUGGAGCUGGCCAUGAUCAUGGACCGCCUGUAUGGAGGGGUGUGCUACGCUGGCAUCGACACAGACCCUGAGCUGAAGUACCCCAAGGGAGCAGGGCGGGUCGCCUUCUCUAAUCAGCAGAGCUACAUUGCUGCUAUCAGUGCUCGCUUUGUGCAGCUGCAGCAUGGAGAAAUCGAUAAACGGGUGGAAGUGAAGCCAUACGUGCUGGACGACCAGCUGUGCGAUGAGUGCCAGGGAACUCGCUGCGGCGGGAAGUUUGCGCCGUUCUUCUGCGCCAACGUCACCUGUCUGCAGUACUACUGCGAGUACUGCUGGGCGGCCAUCCACUCCCGCGCCGGACGGGAGUUUCACAAACCCCUGGUGAAGGAGGGGGGGGACCGCCCCCGCCACAUCUCCUUCCGCUGGAACUGAGCGGGGGACAGAGAGGGAGAGGCAACAGGGAGCAGAGGGCAGGUAGUGCAGGAGUCGCAAAUCAUUGUACAAAUAAAUGCACUUUUCUGUUGCUGGUUCCUUUUCGCUCUAAUUUCACUGAACCUUUUUUCAUUUUUUUAAGUUAAUAUAUAUCUAUAUUUUGAAGAUAGAAAAAAAACUGGAAUUAUAUCCAAAUAUGUCCAGCAAGGAAAAAAGAUGUGUAACAUAAAUUUAUUUAUGCGUUUGAUUUUUGAAAUAUUUGUAUUAGUUCUAAAAAAAACAACAACAUAUAUAGGAACGUUUGAAGUGUGAUAUGGUACUCUUCUCUUCAAUUGGCCUUUUUAUUUUUUUCUAAACAAUGUAUUUUAUUUAAUUUUUUAAGAACUGUCCCCAAAACAAGACACUUAAUUUGACUUUUGAUUGACUUGUUUUGUAGCAGUGCAAGUGCUGUUGUAACAGCAUAUGAUUGGCUAUUUAUUUCUGAGGUGUGAUUUAAGUUCUCUGUCGAUUACAAGAGGCUCCAGAGCAAAUGUGAAUUGAAAAGGUGUUGCUAAAGAAGAGUGCACUUAUUUCCAAUUUGAAAGAGCGCAGUAUACGAGACCCUUAGUAGUCAACCAAAGCUCAAUAUUGAAUUAACUUUGAAGAACAGAGAGGGCCCACUGCAGAAUGAAAUGGAUUCUUUUCCCUCCCAUAUCAAAAUGUUUGAACCUCUCUCUUUUUAUGAUUUCCAACUUCACACGAAUAUUUUGAUGUUACUUGAAAAUCGCAACGGAAAUUUUAGCAACGCAUAUUUGGGUUUUGAUCUCCAUUUUGACAUGCAAAAACUAAUACCUCAAACUCAGCUGCUAAUGUGCCGAUACAGUUAAGAAGAAAGGAAAAAAAAAAGCAAGAAAGAAAACAUCACCCGCUCGUGUUCUCCUUUCCUUAGAACUAUAAUCAAAGGGAAGUGAUGCAACAGGCAGAGUGUGAUGUGACAGGCACAGUUUUGUACUCACUUGCUUCAUCGCCUCCUUAUUUUUUUAUUCAAAGCCAGGGUUGUGCUAGGGACAGAGCAGAGCAUCGUACAGUACACAGUGUAUUUGGGGAAUGUAAGGCGGAGGGAGGCUACAGGAGAGACAGAACGGCUUAAAGAGAUAAGCCCCCCCCCCCCCCCCCCCCUGUCUGCCUGCUAAGCUAGCAGCUAACAGAGUGUAGGGCCUCGUUCGUGGAUCAAAACCUGUUUUCUGUGUCUGAACACCGCGGGGGUUUGGAUCCAGAUCUUUCAGGACUGAGGUUAAGGUGUCUCCUCGAGAGUAGGGUGGUCUAGUAGUCCACCUUUUUAUUGCAGUUUCUACAGGGCUACCACCAAAUGGAAAAUGCCUGUCCUUUGUUAGUCUUUUUUCGAUGCAUUUGUGCAAUUCUCCCAAGUCUUUAAUGAACAAGUUCUACUUCGCAUCCGAGAGUCAGCUACAUUUAAUGCGAGAAGCAAUUCAAGUUUAUCGGAUUUCCCAAUCGUCAGCACACAUUUGAUUCAUGGAGGGAUCUGCCCUUUUGGCGAACCCUCUGUCCUUUCUCCUGCCAAGCUAAUCCAACUCAGCAUCCAGUGUUUUUGAAGCAUAAAUGAAGAUAGUCUCUGCAGUGUGCUCUACUACUACACACUUAUGACCCACAUGCAGUUUGCUCUUGAUAACAGUCGGUUGUACCCAGUGGCUUUUUGGGAACCAAAGAUGGCUGUGCAGUAGUGGGUCAUACUGUAGCUCAUUUCUUAUUUAGGUUUUUUUUAUUCUUAUGUUCCUUCUCAUUACUUCAAGGAAGUUUUUAUUCAUAUAUCUUUUUUUUUUUAUUAUUCUGUCACUUCUACCCAGUUUUGCUUAACUGUCAAGCCCAGCAAACCAAAGAUUGGCCUUGAACAUGAUAUAUUUAUAUAUAUAUAUAUUUGACAGUGCAGUCAAAACCCAUUAGAACACCAGUGGAAAAACAACAGGGCUUGCAGACACACACACACACACACACACACACACACACAAGUUCUCCAUAGCUCAAAAUGGAGGUGCACGCUGGUAGUUCUUUUUAUCUCAAAUAGGUCCGCGGAACGUUUAACAUUAAGUGCACAUUCACACAGCUAAAGUCAAACUAAUCCUCACCUUUGUUUGACGUUUUAAGUCACGCAGUAACCUGCUAGCCGAGCAUUUAAAUAUGUCAGGGAGUUAGUACAGAAACUUGAUUAUACACACUAGUGAGAAACCUUUCCUCAUAUGGGCGUGGUGUCGUCGCACCAGUUUUGCACCCUAGUCAUUUGUUUUGUGGGUGUGGUGGGUGAGCAUUUUAGAAGUUAAAACACUUUGUGAAGAAUUUGCUGUUAAAUGAGAUGAAAAAAAAAGAUUAUUUUAUACAUGGCCUGCUGAUUUUUGGUACAGUGUUUUCUAGCUAAAUUAUUUUGUCAUGCACAUAUAAACAUUUAUUAUGCACUACUUUUCUAAAUAUUUUUUCUUUUUCCAACAGUCAUUUUAGGCACAUUUUUCACAAAUGGGGAAACUCCUUUUUGCAAUACCUCAAUUUUUCACAUUGUGAAAGGUAGCUUUUGUACUUUUGUUACUGAGAGAUCUGCAUAUAUGGAAAUGUUCAUUUUAAGAAAAAAAGUUGAGUGAUUUCAAUAUAUAUUAUUUUCAAUUAUGCUUUUUAUACAUUUCAGUGCUGAGGAAACUUUACAACUAAGUGCGCACUUGUGUUGGUGCGACUUCACAUCUGCAGAGGAGAGACCAAAGUCUAUUGCUCUCUUGGUCUUAGCUUUUCGUACAUUAGAUGUUUCCAGUCAAUCUGGUCAAUAACAGCAUGGCGAGAAUAACAAAAAAAAACAAAAAAAACAAGUUGUCAUUUGAAAUUGAUGUUAAUGUCUCUAAACAUGGCUAUACUAGUUGGACAAUGGUAACUUCUGUCUUGGUUUCCUCUCCAUAGAUGGACUAUAACUUAAUAUAAGGAGAAUGCAAAAUUUGGUUCAGGCGUAACGCUGAGUCUCGUAUCACAAGAAUGGAUGUUUGGUGUUUAGAUAUUUUAAUAUUUCAAAAAAAGUAUAUAUAUAUUCUUGAACUUGCCAACUAGCACCUAUUGUAAUCCUUAGCAUGCAUGACAAAAAAAAGAGAAAAUGACAAGUACAUGAAUUAGCUAUUAAAAAUUAACUGUUGUGGUGUGCACCAAAUGUUUCUCAACUAUUAAGUUGUUAAGGACACCCCAAACCCACUCACCUCACCCCCCCUCCCCCUCUCCCCUCCACGCCACGUGUUGAUCUCCUCGCUUCCCCAUUCGCAGACCUCUGCAGGAUGCACACGACAGAGAGAAAAGACGAGAAACAAGACAGAAACUUAACUAUAAAUCGAUUUGGCAGUGCAGGACUUUAGCAUCCUUUUACAACACUGUUUUAAAAAGACUUGAGAACUCAUCCCCGCUGUCUGUCGAGGUGAUUAUAUAGACCUAUCUGGAGGAAGGGGAGCUUAAAGACUUGAAUGUGGUAAAUGUUGCAAGUUAACUUCAAGUUGUUAUGUGCAAUACUUCUUUUGAACCUUUUUCCAGAUAAAGACUCUUUGCAAUGUAAUUCUUUAAUGCCAUUUUUAAUUGCAGACAUUUAAUUAAAGAAGAUGCUAAUAUGUUUUUCACAGUCAUUUUCUACUGUUAUUGUAAUCCUUUUCAUGCUGGUGUUUGUAAAAAAGAAAAGAAAUCAAACUAUUUGUACUAAUAUAAAUAAUUGAAGUUAUUUUUAAAACAUUAAAGGUUUUGUGCUCAUUUGCUUAUUUUGUUUAUUUUAAGCUACUGUGAUUGAUUGCAUUGUAAUUAUUAGGUCAACAAUGUAUUUAGCUGUUUAUUGGUAUAUUUUUAAUUGGAAUGUAUAAUUGAUUUUUAUAAUUUUGAUCAGAUUUUUGUUAUAUUUUUGAGGUGAAGCUUUUAAUAUGUUAAAGUGUCUAGUUUUUACUAAUUGCUAUAUUGUGCUCCACAAUAUAUGGUUCACAUUUUCUGAAGGAAAAUAAAUAUUUAAAUAUUUGUCUGUUAAUGAUGUUACUUAAUGGCAAGAUUUCAAUAGUUUUUAACUGUGUAUGGGAAGGUUGUUGUAUUUAUUAAUAGCAUUUUUUACUUAAGAUAUCACCUUAAUUUUUAUUGUCAUUUCACUUUAUAAGUUCCUAUUUUUGUAUUUUCCUUUCUAAUUAAGUUAUGUAAUACGGAUAUGUCCAUAUUUCUAGGAGUUGGUCUGUAGAAGUGCUAGUGAAACGAAAAAGAAAAAUCUAAUGUUAUUUAAUUGUUUGCAGCCAACUAUUUAUAACAGUAUGCAUAAUUUUUAAAUAUUUGUAAUGUGAAAUGUUGAAUGAAAUAAAUCUUAACUGUGAUGAAAA